This is a messenger RNA of Catharus ustulatus (Swainson's thrush), 1777 nucleotides long. It is a transcript of the gene UBE2Q1, whose product is annotated as ubiquitin conjugating enzyme E2 Q1. The record is from RefSeq and is a predicted model, not a curated record. Lineage: Eukaryota; Metazoa; Chordata; Aves; Passeriformes; Turdidae. The transcript is spliced from 13 exons. The coding region runs from base 16 to 1383 and encodes 455 amino acids.
AGCGUCACUUCCGCUAUGUCGCGAGACGCUUUCUGCGGGGCGGCCCCGCCCAUUCCGGCGACGGCACUUCCGGGAGCGGGGCCGUCCCGCCGCCAUCUUGGGCGGGCUCCGGGGCUGCGGCGGCGGCGGCGGCGGAGCGGGUCCCUCCAUGGGAAGAUGCAGCGGGCGGGGCCGGAGGAGGCGGCGAGGGCGCAGGCGGCGGCGGGGGGACCCGGGCGGAGCGGGGCCGAGGUGGCGGCGGCCCCCGCCGGGCGGCUCCUGAGGCGGGAGCUGCGGCUGCUCGAGUCCAUCUUUCACCGCGGUCACGAGCGGUUCCGCAUCGGCAGCGCCUGCCCGGACGAGAUCAGCUGCGAGUUCGUCCCGGGGGCUGGGGCCCGCGCCGGUGCCUCCGCCUCCCGGGGGCCGCCGCCGGGACCCGUCCGUAUUCACUGCAACAUCACGGAGUCUUAUCCAGCUGUUCCCCCAAUAUGGUCUGUGGAGUCAGACGAUCCCAACCUGGCAGCUAUCCUGGAGAGGCUGGUGGAAGUCAGGAAAGGAAAUACAUUGCUUUUGCAGCACCUGAAGCGAAUAAUCUCUGACCUGUGCAAACUCUACAACCUCCCCCAGCAUCCAGAUGUUGAAAUGCUGGAUCAGCCUCUGCCAGCAGAACAGAGCACCCAGGAAGAGGUGUCCUCCGAAGAGGAAGAUGAAGAGAUGCCAGAGGACACUGAGGACUUGGACCACUAUGAGAUGAAAGAGGAAGAGCCAGCAGAUGGGAGAAAGACAGAGGAUGAAGGCAUUGGAAAAGAAAACCUGGCCAUUUUAGAGAAAAUAAAAAAGAACCAGAGGCAAGAUUACUUAAAUGGUGCAGUGUCUGGGUCUGUGCAGGCCACUGACCGGCUAAUGAAGGAGCUCAGGGAUAUUUACCGAUCACCAAGUUUCAAGGGCGGAUACUAUGCAGUUGAACUAGUGAAUGACAGCCUGUACGAUUGGAACGUCAAACUCCUGAAGGUUGACGAGGACAGCGCUUUGCACAACGAUCUCCAAAUCCUCAAAGAGAAAGAAGGAACGGAUUUCAUCCUCCUCAACUUUUCUUUUAAAGAUAACUUUCCUUUUGAUCCACCAUUUGUAAGGGUUGUAUCCCCGGUGCUGUCAGGGGGGUAUGUUUUGGGUGGUGGUGCCAUCUGCAUGGAGCUGCUUACGAAACAGGGCUGGAGUAGUGCCUACUCCAUCGAGUCGGUGAUCAUGCAGAUCAGUGCAACGCUGGUGAAAGGGAAAGCACGAGUACAAUUUGGAGCCAACAAGAACCAGUACAGCCUGACAAGAGCACAGCAGUCCUACAAAUCCCUGGUUCAGAUCCAUGAGAAAAAUGGCUGGUAUACACCACCCAAGGAGGAUGGCUAGUGUGGAUGCUGCAGGACCAAUCUGAAUAUCUUCUGGAUGCUGUACUUGGAUCUUAGUGAUGCCUCUUGGCUUUCUCCCAGGAUGUAAUAGCUCUGCCUGUUGCAGGACAAUACUGGCUAUUCAAAACUCUACAUAACUGUUUAAGGAGUUGGACUGACCCAGAACACUUGCUGGGCCCAUGCUAGCAGGCAUUCUUGUUAAGACAAACUCUUGAGCCUCUUGUAUUGCUGGAAACUUUUGACUCUACUCCAGUCUAGAGCAUCCUCCUUACCUAUGCUAUGGAUUUAAUUUAUUUUCUUAUUUCAUGUACACUGCUUUUUUUUGUUACGGUGUAUGAUGGAUGUGUAUGGAAAAUGUAUCUUUGGAGAAAAAUUACAGUUUGUUAAUUUGAGAA